Scylla paramamosain (green mud crab) is the source of this 3355-nucleotide messenger RNA. It is a transcript of the gene nau, whose product is annotated as myogenin-like. Gene Ontology annotation, molecular function: DNA-binding transcription factor activity, RNA polymerase II-specific; protein dimerization activity; RNA polymerase II cis-regulatory region sequence-specific DNA binding. Bases 1090 to 1896 code for a protein of 268 amino acids. The record is from RefSeq and is a predicted model, not a curated record. Gene Ontology annotation, biological process: regulation of transcription by RNA polymerase II; positive regulation of myoblast differentiation; muscle organ development. Lineage: Eukaryota; Metazoa; Arthropoda; Malacostraca; Decapoda; Portunidae. The transcript is spliced from 4 exons.
UCCCGCGGUUACUGGCGGCCAUGGCGGGAUACGAACCCUGUCGCGGCAAGAUUUACGAGGGACGUGCUCACCAGCCAACCACAGAGUCUGCCAGCAGCCCACGGGGGUCUCUAGGGGCGCGAACCGUCGAGCAUAACCGAAUCACAGGGCCUCAUGGCGCCGUCCUGGUGGGGGUUAGGUUACCUCCCUCCCUCCCCUCCUUUUCUUCCUCCCACACUGCUGGAGGAGGCUGGCGCGGCGGAGGGAGGGAGGGAGGGUAUGGUCGUGUUUUAAGAUAUAUACAUGUCGGCCUCCAGGUCUGGUGUGAUUUAUAAAGGACUUUUUUUUCUUCACAAGUUGAAGACAGCUCGCCCCGCCCCCACCAGAAGUGUGCUCAUGUCACUGGCCUUCGCGUCCCGGCGCCGCCCUCGCCCAUUGGCUUGUGGGUGCGCGGCACGGGCACCUCCUCCUCCCAUUGGCCUGGCACUGCGGGUGCCAACUGUUACAACAGUCAAAUCUUUGCCUCGUCACCACUGUGCUGGAUCAUCUGCAUUUCUGAGCACAAAUCCUGGAAUGAUCGAGACUCGUGUUCCCCGCCGCGGGUGCCGAGGCACUCUGCCUGCAGGCAAACACUAAGUGCCGGGCGAUGGCACUCUAAUGGGGCGGGGCGAGGCGGGCUGGGCAGGGCGGGACGAGGGCGACAGUGUCAGGUGACCUCAGUGUUGGUCCUGACGCAGGUGAGGCCAGCGGUGCCAGCUCGCUGCUUGGGUCGCCCCCGCCAUGUGACGCCAGUGACAGCCACGCCUUCCUGCGGGGCACAUACAGCGCCGCCAAGCACGCCGCCACGCACCCACCGCCAGUGACGCGCGAGUGACUGUGACCUCAGCCCCGCUAUGGUGACACUGCGCCGCCAGACCCCGCGCCCCGCGCCAGCCCCGCGACGGUGACGCCCCAGAGCCAGGGCCGCCUGGCGCCACGGAGUGACAGUGCUGCGCCGCGAUGGUGUAGCGGGCGCCGCGAGUGACAACGUGUAGAGCAGCACAGGCAGCAGCAGCAGGCAGGGAGGCAGGGCGCCGCGCAGCAGGUGGCGGGGCGGCAGGGCGCGGCACUAUGAUGCCGGAGCUCCGAUCGUGCCGCUACGACACGCGUUACUCAGACAGCCUCUCGCCCGACGCCAGGCCGUACUCCGUGUCCCCGAGCUUCCCCGGGCACGCCCACCGCCACGCCCGCCGCAACUGCUCGCCCCAGCACGAGCCGCGCCCGUCCUCAGCCGAGCUCGCAGAGCCCUUCGCCAGCAGCCCGCAGCGCAGAGGCGGCGCCCUCUUCAAGUCCGAGGAUGAGUACAUGGACGAGGACGACGCCCACGUGCCGCACGUGCUGGCGCCCUCCACGCACGUCGCGGGCCACGCCCAUGCCCGCACAUGUCUGCUGUGGGCGUGCAAGGCGUGCAAGAGGAAGAGCGUGACAGUGGACAGGCGCAAGGCGGCCACCAUGCGGGAGCGGCGCCGGCUGCGAAAGGUGAACGAAGCUUUUGAGAUGCUGAAGCGAAGGACAUGCAGUAACCCUAACCAAAGGAUGCCCAAGGUGGAAAUCCUACGCAACGCCAUUGAAUAUAUAGAAUCUUUAGAGGACCUUCUACACGGCACUCCUUCCCCAGAGGCACCGAACACUGACGCCACUCCAGAUGGCACUUGCACCUCCUCCCACUACCUGAGUUCCGGGGGUCAGGUUUCUUUCCGGAGAGGUCAGGUCAUUACGGGGACACUGCCAAUGCCUACUCUACAUUAUCUGGACACGACCAGGGCAGCAGCGGCGGCGUGGCAGGCGGCGGCGGAGGAGGCGCGACUUCCACAUCAAGCUUGGACUGCCUCUCUCUCAUCGUGGAGUCCAUCAGUCCCUCCAACACGGGGAUCAUGAACAGUGUGGCUGACAAGGGGACGUAACACUCUAGACCAGGGACGCUUAACCUCUCAAAAAUGUAGAGUCGUAUAGGAAAUAGAAGAAAACAUUAUUGGGCCGUACCUGUUUGAAAAUUUGAGGAAACAAGAAGUGCAGUGACUGACAGAGGGACGUAACGCUAGACCAGGGGCGCUUAACCUCUUAGAUAAGCGUAUUACAACAGCUGUAUAGAAAAGAACAUUACUGGGCCAUACCUGUCUGAAAAUACGAGGAAACAGGUAACAGUGGCUGACAAGGGACAACACUGCAACCAGCACAGGAAAACACGUCACUGCACUUAACACGCCAGCAGUGAAGCAGUGAAGCAGUGAAUUCCCACACAAACACUGCAAGACGGAGCUGCAGUCGCCCAUUCCUGUAGCCUGGGAGGAAAGGAAAUGAAGCUCCGAGUCGAGGCAGGGAGUGAGGAGCAAGUGUGAUUAUAGUGAGAUGAUAGACACUUCGGUAUGUGCCUUGAAGUGAGCCCUAAAGUGAGUCUCCUGGUGUGUGAGGCCAAAAGACUGAUGUUAUUUAGUACUUAAGAGAUACAAUUCUUAGUUCAUUCUUCACAUCGUACUUUUUACGGCAAAGGAGCAAAGGUAUAUCAGAUUUUUUUUUUCCGUACUUAUUCCCGUCACAGAAUGAAGUGAUAUACGUUUCUGUCUUUCCUUUUUUUCCUUUCUUUCUCUGUCUCUCUUUUCGUUGUACUUAUUACCGUCACGAAAUGAAGUUAUACGCUUUUUUUUCCUUUUUCCUUUUUUUUGUUACUUAUUACCGUCACAGAAUGAAGUGAUACACGUUUCUCGCUGUUAAUUUUGUAAGCAGUUCGUGAUGUACAGGAAGGGAGAGUGAAAAUGUUAUUGGGAGCAACGCAAUGGAAAGACUUCAAACUGCCACUUUUUUUUUUUAUUUUCGUUCUAAGAAGCAUGUUUUUAUUUCUUCUUGAAGCGUGUGGCGCGGUGAGACAAGACACUGAUGGAAACACACCGAGCCUCACAGUCUACAGCGAAAGAACGAGGGGAAGGAAACAUCCCUCUAUUCUCUAAGUUUUCCGCCAAGUUUAUCAUUAUUAGGCAAUCAUAAAGCCUUAUACAUAUACUAUUAUUUUUUCCAGUGGUGCUUACUGAUAUUAUAAAGGAGACAAUACUCAGAAAUAAAAGUAUUACCACAAAUAAUAUUCAAUACAGAUACGAGUUUUAUUCUCCAUACCAAAAGUUACAAUCCAACAAAGGAAUCAGUGUCUGGAAAUUUGUCGGUUCAUUUUCAUAAUAAGAAUACCAGAAAACAUGAACAGUGGGGAAUGAAAAUUGUGUGGAAUGUAUCAAUAUUAAUUUUGGAGAAGUGUACCACAAUAAUUCUCUUUUAAGACCGGCAUCUUCACUACUUCUCUCUGUCUUUAGCCAUAACUUCUCGAACAUAAGGAAAAAAAAAUAAGAAA